GGUUGUUGUUGAUGACUUGUGUAGUCAUUUUCAGUGGUGGUGUAACUUGAUUUGGUGGUCGUGUGGGUCGUAUUAGUGGUCGUGUAGGUCAUCUCGGUAGUCGUGUGCGUCGUCUUACUGUAGGUGUAGGCUACCCCAGUGGUCGUGUUUAGUCAUCUCAGUGGUGGUGUAGGUCAUCUCAGUGGUGGUGUGUAGUCAUCUCAGUGUGGUGUGUAGUCGUCUCAGUGUUGGUGUAGUCGUCUCAGUGGUGGUGUAGUCGUCUCAGUGUUGGUGUAGUCGUCUCAGUGGUGGUGUAGUCGUCUCAGUGGUGGUGUAGUGAUCUCAGUGGUGGUGUAGUCGUCUCAGUGGUGGUGUAGUCAUCUCAGUGGUGGUGUAGUGGUCUCAGUGGUGGUGUAGUGGUUUCAGUGGUGGUGUAGUCUCAGUGGUGGUGUAGUCGUCUCAGUGGUGAUAAUGAGUCGUGAGAGCCUGGUGAAGAGUGUGGUGUCCACCUACGAGAAGCUGAAGACUGAGUGGUCUAAGAAGACCAGGAACCUGGACGCCUGUGGCAAGUUCCUCUCUGAUAUUAAGGUGGAGCUAACUAAGCUUCAGUUCUUGCCAUCAAUGGGUCACAGUGUGUCGAAGGAGGAGCUUUUGGUUGCUCGAAACACCCUUGAGAUUGGAGCCCUCUGGAGCAUUGCCAAUAAGAAUAUUCCAUCAUUUGAGCGGUAUAUUGCCAUGCUUAAGAUAUACUACAUGGAUUACAGGGAGCAACUACCAGAGUCCCCAUACAUGUACGAACUACUUGGACUCGACUUACUGUGUCUCCUUGCACAGAACAAGGUUGGAGAGUUUCACACCACUCUAGAGCACCUUCCCCCACCAGCUGUCACUGACAAUGUGUACAUCCGACACCCAGUUGCAAUGGAGCAGUAUCUGAUGGAGGGAGCAUACAAUAAGAUCUAUUUGGCAAAAGGAGAAGUUCCUGCAGAAGGCUACAAAUUCUUCAUAGAAGAGUUAUUAGCCACCAUUCGGGAAGAUAUUGCUGACUGUGUUGAGAAUGCCUACGACAGAAUCAGACCUGAAGACAUUGGGAAAAUGUUAUAUUUAUCUAGCACGAAGGAAAUACUCCAAUAUUGUGAGCAGCGUGGUUGGCAGGUGGGAAGUGAUGGUUACUUGCACUUCAAGAAAGAGGUGCGGAAAAGCGAUGACAGCAUCCCUUCCAAAGAACUGGCACGUCAAAUGAUCAAUUAUGCUCGGGAGAUGGAACAAAUUGUAUAAAAUUAAAAAAAAUUCCAGUCGUACGUAUUUUUUGCUAAUAUAUUUCUUGUACCAUAUGUUUCUGAUUGAUCAAGUACGAUGCUAUUUUUAUUUUUACUUUCCCCGAUUUUGGAUACACUUGAAUUUAAAUUUGAAUGUCACAUUAAAUAUUCUAUGUAUACUGGAUUUGUAAUAAAAUUCUAUUACUCUA
Messenger RNA from Cherax quadricarinatus, 1447 nucleotides. RefSeq names its product 26S proteasome non-ATPase regulatory subunit 8. The record is from RefSeq and is a predicted model, not a curated record. Gene Ontology annotation, cellular component: proteasome regulatory particle, lid subcomplex; nucleus; cytosol. Gene Ontology annotation, biological process: proteasome-mediated ubiquitin-dependent protein catabolic process. Lineage: Eukaryota; Metazoa; Arthropoda; Malacostraca; Decapoda; Parastacidae.